GAGAGAGAGAGAGCGGUGAGUAGACGCACGAAGCGCGCUGCACAGCGCACCGGGUGCAACAUAUUAUUUGCGAAGGCCAACAACUAAAAAGUAAAAACCCCUUCAAAAAAUCUAAAAAGUAAAAACCCCGAAAACAAUGGCCAUCUACUAUCCACGACCACGGGUCGGGUGGUUCCCAUGGCUGGCUACCCAAGCUCCACCACUCCACCUGUUGAAUCCCCCCAAUAAGCCUUUGAAACUUUGUCUCCGUUUCUCCACUUCAGCCGUCGCCGACGCCCUCGCCGUUGCCGAAGAGGCGGCCUCUCCGCCCUUUCCUACCGGAAACAAAUGGGAACCUUUUUGCAAGAAGAAAGUAGUAAUGCGAGUCGGCUAUGUUGGCUCGGAUUAUCGAGGUCUGCAGAAGCAAAAAGAUCAGCACGCACUGCCCACCAUAGAAGGAGAGCUAGAAAAGGCUAUUUAUAAAGCUGGUGGAAUUCGUGAUAGUAAUUACGGGAAUUUGCAAAAAAUUGGUUGGGCAAGAAGUAGCCGAACUGACAAAGGAGUUCAUUCACUCGCUACGAUGAUCUCUCUUAAGAUGGAAAUCCCUGAAAAUGCUUGGAGGGAUGACCCUUGUGGAAUUGCUCUAGCUAAUUAUGUUAAUUCGUUUCUCCCUGAAAGUAUACGAGUUUUUAGUAUCUUACCAUCACAAAGGAGCUUUGAUGCCAGAAGGGAAUGUGACGUGCGCAAAUACUCUUAUCUCCUUCCUGCUGAAGUAAUUGGAAUAAAGAGUGAUAUUACCACGGAUGAAGUUGAUUUUCACCUGGCAUAUUUUAGCGACAUCCUGAAAUCUUUUGAGGGAGAACACCCUUUUCACAACUAUACAAUACGUGCGAAGUACAGGAAGCAAUACCCAUUCAGAAGAUCUAUCAGACAUGAUUUCUCAUCUGCGAUAGCUAGAUCAUCUGAUCAGGAAUCAUCAUCUGAGUAUGAGGACAGUGUAGAAGAAGAAAGUUCUGAAACUAAAGGUGUUGCAGACGAGGAAUCUUAUAGAAUUGAGCAUGUUGAAGGUAAUGAAGCUGCAUCAGAUGUGAUGGAGAGUGAACCAGGUUCUUCUCAUAAUGCUUUGUCUAGUAAGCCUUUAUCAGUCAGCUGUUUUGAAGAGCAAAAGGGCUUGAAGAGGCAAGGUUCUUCAUUGCCAAUUGCAAGAUGGCUGUAUGAACCUGAUAAUAAGGAUAGACUCAGUGCUUCACACUUCAGGAAGAUUUUUGACUGUUCCUGUGGGAAGUUGGAGCGCGUGCUUGGUAUGAAUUACGUUGAAAUCUCUAUUUGUGGAGAAUCAUUUAUGUUACAUCAAGUAAGUAUUCUUUGUUGAAAUGUGAAGACUAGAGAAUUUCAUUUCCUUCUUUGAUUGCUUUGAAGGACCCUUUUGCCCUAGGCUCUAUUUGUUUCGACAUCAUGCAGAUAGUAGUUGAAUUGCAAGAAAAUCGGUAGUUUUUCAUAUAUGCAAACCUGCACAACCACCCCCCAACCAAACAAUAACAACCCAAAAAAAUCUGAAUGAUCCCGAUUAUUGGACAACAUUGAUCAUCUGUCGUGCAUUAUCACUUUUCUUUUAGAGAAAGGUUAGACCUUUCUUGAGCCCUUCAGUUCGUAAUCUGUUAAUUCAAUUCAUGAGCAAAACUUUCCUAGUGGAGAUGGGAACAAAAACAUUUGUGACUUCAUAUUCUAGUCUCUAUCAUUCUGAUGAUUGUCAUGUUAUCGUUUACAUUAUCUGCUUAAGAUCUCAGUCGUGGAGCUGUUAAUGUAUGAUAGGUUGACACUAAGUAUGUAGUUUGUUAACUUAAAGUUGCGUUAAUGUUAUGAUUCUGAUACUUAUCUAUUGCAUGUUUUGCCCCUGCUGUUGCCAUAUCCUGACAAAAUGGGUCAACCCAGAUACGCAAAAUGGUGGGGACAGCUGUUGCUAUCAAACGAAAAUUACUUCCGCCUGAUACUAUAAAGUUGUCUCUGUCCAAGUUCUCACGGAUUGUCGUGCCCCUCGCACCGUCUGAAGUUCUUAUAUUAAGGGGAAACAAUUUCGCCUUGAGGAAAAGACCAGGGAAAGUAACACGGCCAGAGAUGACAACAAUUCUUGAAUCAGAAGAAAUUCUCGAGUCUGUGGAUGAUUUCUACCAUCAGAUAAUGUUACCUCAAAUUUCAAAGUUUUUGGACCCUGCAAAAUACCCUUGGAACGAAUGGAUAGAACACUUAGAUUACAAUACGGGCAUCCCCGAAUCCCAGCUGGAAGAAGUCAGGACUGCGUAUAGUAAAUGGUUGAAGGAAAAGGUGGAAAAUGAAACAGAAGGAGCAUCAUGAUUAAUAAUAAGGAGGGCUGCUGGUACAUGGAUUUGCACAUUUUGAACUUGAUUAUCCACUGCACCUCUGUUUGAUGGUUGAAAAGAAGAUUGUGCUUGUAUUGACUAGGAAUCCGCAGGAAUCAAAGUUAAAAGGUAGGUCAGAAAUGAGGAUGGCCUUUUCACUAUAAUUUUUGCCAUCUUCAGAUGGGGACAACUUUCGGCUCCCUGGCAUUGUUUUUGUAAUUAGUCCCCUGAACUUGAUUGAUUCUUGUGUUACUACAUUGUCGAAAUGGUUCUACAUAAUGAAGUUGGAAACAUGACUGAAUUCUCUGAUUCAAUCUUCCUAUUUAAAGGUAGGUCAGAAAUGAGGAUUGCUUUUUUACUUUAAUUUUUGCCAUCUACAGAUGGCGACAGCCUUCAGCUCCCUGGCAUUGUUUUUGUAAAUUAGUCUCCUGAACUUGAUUGAUUCUUUCGUAUACUACAUUGUCGAAACGAUUCUGCAUAAAGAAGUUGGAAAUACUCCCUCCGG
Oldenlandia corymbosa var. corymbosa is the source of this 2841-nucleotide messenger RNA. The record is from the annotation of a GenBank genome assembly. NCBI's taxonomy places the organism in Eukaryota, Viridiplantae, Streptophyta, Magnoliopsida, Gentianales, Rubiaceae.